Erpetoichthys calabaricus (reedfish) is the source of this 5281-nucleotide messenger RNA. It is a transcript of the gene ppp1r12a, whose product is annotated as protein phosphatase 1, regulatory subunit 12A. Lineage: Eukaryota; Metazoa; Chordata; Cladistia; Polypteriformes; Polypteridae. The record is from RefSeq and is a predicted model, not a curated record. Gene Ontology annotation, cellular component: Z disc; A band; cytoplasm. Gene Ontology annotation, molecular function: protein kinase binding; enzyme inhibitor activity; phosphatase regulator activity. Gene Ontology annotation, biological process: signal transduction.
CUCCCUCAGAAAAAAGAUAAGCUAAAGGCAGGACGGGGGAUGAAGAUGGCGGACGCCAAGCAGAAGCGGAACGAGCAGCUAAAGCGAUGGCUGGGCUCGGAAACGGACUUAGAGCCGCCCAUCAUUAAGAAGAAAAAGACAAAAGUUAAAUUCGACGACGGCGCUGUUUUCCUUGCCGCCUGCUCGAGCGGUGACACGGACGAAGUGCUCAAGUUACUGGACCGGGGCGCUGACAUCAACUACGCCAAUGUGGACGGACUCACCGCCCUACACCAGGCCUGCAUUGAUGAUAAUGUCGACAUGGUGAGGUUUCUUAUUGAACAUGGAGCCAAUAUCAAUCAGCCAGAUAAUGAAGGCUGGAUACCAUUGCAUGCUGCUGCAUCCUGCGGAUACCUUGAUAUUGCAGAGUAUCUAAUUAGUCAAGGAGCAAAUGUCGGGGCUGUUAAUAGUGAAGGGGAAACUCCACUUGAUAUUGCUGAAGAAGAAGCAAUGGAAGAACUGUUGCAGAAUGAAGUGAAUCGUCAAGGAGUGGAUGUAGAAGCAGCUCGGAAAGAAGAGGAGAGGAUAAUGCAACGUGAUGCACGCCAGUGGUUGAAUAGUGGCCAGAUCAAUGAUGUUCGGCAUAUGAAAUCUGGUGGGACGGCAUUGCAUGUGGCAGCUGCAAAGGGUUAUGUAGAAGUUUUAAAGCUUUUAAUCCAAGCUGGGUAUGACGUAAAUAUUAAAGAUUAUGAUGGAUGGACGCCACUUCAUGCCGCAGCACAUUGGGGUAAAGAGGAGGCUUGUCGUAUUUUGGUAGAAAAUUUGUGUGAUAUGGAAACUGUUAACAAAGUGGGUCAAACUGCCUUUGAUGUUGCAGAUGAAGAUGUUCUUGGUUAUUUAGAAGAACUGCAAAAGAAGCAGACCUUGCUGCUAAAUGAAAAACAAAAAAAGAAAUCUCCUUUGAUUGAUGAUACUGCUACACUGGAUAAUAAUCAGCCACCAAGCAAAGAGAGUCUCCUGAUUGAACAGGAGAAGAAUGUAACCCCUACUGAAUCUGUAGAGCAGGAAAAAGCGGAUGAGGAGGAAGAGGGGAAAAAGGAUGAAUCAAGCUGCUCUAGUGAGGAAGAGGAGGAAGAGGACUCGGAAUCUGAAACAGAAGGGGAAAAAAGUAAAACUUCUGCACCUGUAAAUGAUGCGAAUAGUACCGCAACACAGCCAGUCAGCGUGACGGUAUCCUCUACUCAGGUGACUCCUACUUCACCAGUUAAGAAGUUUGCUCCACCUGCUGGAAAAGUCUCCCCCAAAGAAGAGGAAAGGCGAGAUGAGUCCCCUGCUUCCUGGAGGUCAGGUCUUCGUAAAACUGGCAGCUAUGGAGCUCUGGCAGAGAUCACUUCUGCCAAGGAACCUCAAAAGGAAAAAGACAACACUGGGGUUAUGCGUUCUGCAUCCAGUCCUAGGUUGUCAACCACGCUGGAUAACAGAGAGAAAGAAAGGGAAAGAGAUAACAGAGGAACUAGGCUUGCGUAUGUGACACCCACAAUACCAUCAAGGAGGCUUGCUAGCACAUCUGACAUUGAUGAAAAGGAAAACAGAGAUUCUGCUGCUAGUUUGGUGCGGAGUGGGUCAUACACUCGAAGACGAUGGGAUGAAGAUCUUAAGAAUAAUGAAGGAAACACUUCUCCAAAUAAAACCCCAAGUUAUCAGCGCAGCACUUCGUACUCUCUAGCAAUUGGCAGAAGUAGCAGUGUGAGAGAUGUACCAUCUAAGUCUUCAUCUGCCAUCAGCUUGGAGCCUAAUAACACUAAACCUUGGCAGUCUUCUUCUCAGUGUUCAUCUUACAGCAUUUAUAGAAGUGGCUCUUUUGGAAGAAAACCAGAUGAUGUAGUUAAUUCCAAUGUUCCAUCCACACUGCCUCUUACCUCACCCACUGGUCUUCAAAGGAGUUUUCUCUCCAGUACAAAUACCACUACCAAAUCAGCAGUAUCAACAACACCAACCUUCACAAGCAGUACCUCAAAUCGGUUUUGGCCUGAGGAAACUGGGGACAAGGAGAAGGAGUCUGGGCCUGCAUCUGUGGCAGUUAUUCCUACCAUUAUCAAUACAGCGGCCACUACCACCAGCGGCACCACUACUGGAAAACCUGUUACGACUGAUAGUCGGGAGAGACGCAGAUCUUACCUCACUCCUGUCCGAGAUGAAGAGUCAGAAUCACAAAGAAAAGCAAGGUCACGGCAGGCAAGACAGUCGAGAAGGUCAACGCAGGGUGUAACACUAACUGAUCUCCAAGAAGCUGAAAAAACUAUUGGCAGAAGCCGUCCAACUCGUCCUAGAGAAGAGGAAAAAGAAAAGGAAGAAAAAGAAAAACAGGACAGGGAAAAACAAGAAGAGAAGAAAGAGUCUGAAACACGAGAAGAUGACCAGCGGGCACGGUAUCGGGACUUAGAAGAGACUUACCAGCGCUCACGGUCAAUAAACAGUUCAACCACAUCUUCUACAUCCUCUGGUUCACUAACCUCCUCAGGCAGCUCUUUAUAUUCAUCUAGUUCAUUAAAUAGGCCUAACAGUUUAAUAGGCAUAACUUCUGCGUACCCCUGCUACUCUAGGACUUCAUACAGAGAAACGGAAAAAGAAGCUGACAAAAAAGAGGAGGAUAAAGAAGACGAUAAAUCAGAUGAUAAGUCUCAACACAGAUCUGUACGAGACAGAAGGCGACCUAGAGAAAAACGGCGGUCCACAGGAGUUCCUGUUUAUACACACGAUAGUGAUGAAAAUGAUCAGGAACAGUCGGAUACAGAAGAAGGAGUUAGCAAAAAUGAGUUACAGACUGAUCGUCUAUUCAGCUGCAGUGAAAACAGAAAACCAUAUAACAGCAGAGUGGACCGACAAGAUACAAUUGACUAUAAAAAGCUUUAUGAACAGAUACUUGCGGAGAAUGAAAAACUGAAGGCACAACUACGUGAUACAGACUUGGAGCUUGCAGAUUUAAAAGUACAGCUAGAAAAGGCAACACAGAGGCAAGAACGAUUUGCUGACAGGUCACUUUUGGAAAUGGAAAAAAGGGAAAGGAGAGCCUUGGAAAGGAGGAUAUCAGAGAUGGAGGAAGAACUUAAGAUGCUACCAGACUUGAAAGCAGACAACCAGAGGCUAAAGGAUGAAAAUGGAGCCUUGAUUAGAGUCAUAAGCAAACUUUCAAAAUAAUGUUUUUUUUUCCUGUUGAAGCAACUAAUUUUAUUGCACAUUAAUAUUAAUUGCAACAGACAUCAGCUUUGAGGCAAAAAUUUGCCCUCCAUCUGCAGAAUUCCCUUGCCCCGUGUUUACCACCCCGUAACAGGGCUUUUUUUUUUUUUUUUUUUUAAAUAAACCUGCAGUCGUUGGCAAAAUGGGCUUGACUGAGUUGGCAGAGAAAACUCUGCCAGAAACAUUAAAGCCAGGGAUCAUCUGCUAUAUUAACCAGUAAGCCUUAGUAUGUACAUAAACACUUGCAUCAAGAGCGCUCCACUUUCACUGAAGAACAGUUCUUCAACACAGGACUUGUGCCACAGAAACUUAUCUGCUAUUUUGUUUUAUUCGUCAUCAGCUUAGAAGUGGUGUGUGCUAUGCUGUUUAACUCCUGACAUCUCCUUAUUCCAGAUGUAAUUCCCUAGGUGCUGACAGCUGUUUUUUCUGGAGUAGACCCAGACAAUGCAAAAUUAAAACCGUUUUCUCCCCAUUUUGAACCGGUGGACUAUGUGGAACAUUAGCUUUCACUAUAUGUGCAAUAUGCAUCUAUUCUAUUCUUUAAAAACAAAUUGGUAGACGACGUCUUGUCUGCCUUUGUUCACCAUUGCUUUUUUGUUUGUGCUUUUUUCUUUUGUGCAUUCUGUUUUUAGUUUGUAGUGUAACAAUUCAUUAUACUGUAAUUUUCACUUCAUUUUAGCCGGUACUGAGUGAUGCUGUAUAUAUGUACUGUUUGAUUUUCAAACCACCACAUGGCAUGUGUUUUUGCUUCCCUAUUAUGAAAGCCUGUUACUGUUAAAAUAAAGGACUCCAGAAUAGUUUUUUUUUUUUUUUUUUUUUUUUUUUUAGGGUUUUUUUUUAUUAUUAUUAAAUAAGUGGGUUUCAUUUGUGCUUUAUUAUGAAACCCAAGAAUCAUAGUGUGACAAAAUGUGAAAACAGAUAUGCUGUUUUGUUUUUGUCUGUUCAGUAAAACAUUUGAUAAUACAGUUUAAUUUUUUUCACUACAUUUCACAUAUUGUAAAUGUUUGGAACCAUACAAUUUUCAAAAUAUUAUUAGCCAAAGUGUUAUCAACUAAAAGUGUGAAGUAUAUUGAAACUUAAGUUGGUUUUUCAAUCAUAGUCUACAUGCACUGUUUAAUGCCAUGUGAAGUCAUUUAUAGUUGGAGACUAUUCAUUUUGUCAAAGAUCAGAAUUCAGACCAUAUUUUAUUCAUUUCAGUGGCCUUUUAACUUUUACUGUAGUGAAUGUUGCUAUAGAUGAGAUUGUCAGAUUUUGUUCCUCAUCUUUCCCUAACCUCCUUUGCCCUGGUAACACCCUGUCAACAAGUGUGAUUUCCUACUGGCACACAUUGUGCUGAGACCUAAAACCACUGAAGAAUUCUGCUUAUACAGAUUGUACAUUGUAAAGCUUGCGGUAACUGUUGUAUUAUCAUUGACUAUAUUGUAUACUAUAUUAAAUGUGAGUUUAUACCCCUUCAUGCAGAACAGCAAAGUCAUUGUGUUCUGUCACUUAUUUUUAUUUUAACAACUGGGCUAAUGCCCGUCUCCCCUCAAUAUUUUGGUAAUUGGUUUUCUGUGGAUGUGAGGUCAUGCUCAUACUAUCAAGCUCAGGUGUCUUACCUUUUUUAAUAUAAAUCUAUAUAUAUAUAAAAGGUGUAUAUACAGAGUAUAUAUAUUUAUUUUAAAAAAGGUACAAGGAGAAUCUGAUCAUUAACUGAGGACUGAUACUGUAUGAAUGUUGGGUAAAUUUAAGAAUGUAGCACUGAAGAGUAGACGUUUGAGUGGCAGUGAACAGUGGGUUUACUGGUUAGUCACACUGUGAAACUGAUAAUUGAAAACCUUAAAGAGUGUUUUUAGUGUUGGGUGCAUGUGCAGAUCUAACAUAGAUACUUGUUUCUAGUAUUUUAGUGUUUUAUAUUUAGGUUAUUUAUUCUUUAUAUCUGAAAAAAGAAAAAAUGGCUGCAGUGCUAUAAUUUUAUUGGUUGUACUGAGCUGACCUUGUAUCAUCAUAAAACUAGUUACUGAAACUCUGAUAUUUUGGGAAAAAAAUGUAUUUUGACAUACUCAAAUAAAAAUGAAUAAAACAA